AUGUUUAUGGUUCACUCCGCUGCUUUCUCAGUCACCUCCGCGAUGACAGGAGUCACUUCAAAUCGCAUGAGACUUCACGGAGGGGUGGUCCUCAGCGGCCUGCUCAGCGGAAUCCUGCGGGGGUUGGGAGUGCGGAGCCCGGCUCUGGGGGUUUCAGGCGCCGCGGGGCUGCAGGUCCAAAAGAGACCCGAGCUCCAUCUGUUUUGA
Knipowitschia caucasica is the source of this 207-nucleotide messenger RNA. NCBI's taxonomy places the organism in Eukaryota, Metazoa, Chordata, Actinopteri, Gobiiformes, Gobiidae. The record is from the annotation of a GenBank genome assembly.